UCACCAGCAAAAAUGAGUCGAUCAACUGUUCCUUUGCUUUGUUCGUUCUUAAUCUUGUUCGCAUCCUCAGCCUCAGCCUUUAAUAUCACAAGAAUCCUCGGUCAAUAUCCCGAUUACAGCACUUUCAAUGAACUUUUAUCGAAAUCUGGCUUAGCCACUGAUAUUAACUCAAGGGGUACAAUUACACUUUUAGCUAUACCAAAUGGUGCAGUUGGUGAUCUCACCUCAAAAUCGGAUGAUGUUCUUAAGAGGGUGUUGGCUACACACGUCGUGUUGGAUUACUACGAUCCAAUGAAACUCCAGAGGAUGAAGGACAAAACAGCUAAAAUGACAACAAUGUAUCAACAAUCUGGUAAAGCAGCAUAUGAUCAAGGUUUCUUGAAUGUUACUGCUAGAGAUGGUAGUUUCAUUUUUGGUUCAGCUGUUGUUGGCGCUCAACGAAAUUCAAAACUUGAAAAAUCCGUCAUGAAUCAGCCUUACAAUAUCUCAAUUCUUGGAAUUUCUCAACCUAUUGUUACACCUGGUCUUGAUGGAACAAUGGCACCAAUUUCAGCUCCACCACCAAAGGCGAAUACGCCUAAGAGUUCACCAGUAGCAGAGGCCCCUGCUGAAGAGGAGGAAGCAGAGUCCCCUGCUGAGGAAGAAGCAGAGGCCCCUGCUGAAGAGGAGGAAGCAGAGGCCCCUGCUCCUUCUAAGGAUGCUGAUGCACCGGCAGGUGCACCAGACGCUGAUGCACCUCCGGCUGAUCAAGCACCACCACCAUCAUCUGCUGCAAAGUUGAAAGUUUCCUUUGGUUUAUUUGUUGUUUUGGCAACAAUCAUUCUUGCCUAA
Solanum stenotomum is the source of this 831-nucleotide messenger RNA. Its product is annotated as fasciclin-like arabinogalactan protein 3. NCBI's taxonomy places the organism in Eukaryota, Viridiplantae, Streptophyta, Magnoliopsida, Solanales, Solanaceae. Gene Ontology annotation, cellular component: plasma membrane. The record is from RefSeq and is a predicted model, not a curated record. The coding region runs from base 13 to 831 and encodes 272 amino acids. The transcript has a single exon.